AUGAAGUCUAAGGAUAUACGAAAAGUAGUACUGCGAAUGACUGAUGAUGGAAUGUCAUCACUACAAAUUGGUAAACAACUACGAAAGGUGGUCAGUGAGCGAACAGCCAGACGAUGGCAACAUUCAUAUAGAAGCACCAGUACAAUUGACUUGGAAACACCUGCUGGUAGACCCAGAAUUAUACGAACAAAAAAUCUUAUUCGAAAAGUCAAGAAUAGGUUUAUUUACAAAAGUCAACAAAGUGGAAGGAAACUAGCUAAUUCACUUGGUAUUUCGAAGGGGACAAUCAGUCACAUUAUUCAUGACGAUCUUCAUUUACAUGCUUAUCAUGUUACAAUUGAGCCAAAUCUAAAUUAUGAACAUGAACAACGAAGAGUAUCAUUCGCAUAUUGGGUACGAAAGUCGUUAAGAAAAAAAGAUCGAGAAAAAAUCUUAUUUACUGAUGAAAAAUACUUUGAAUUAGAUAACAUUUUCAAUCGUCAAAAUGAGCGUGUUUAUGCUCCCUGUCGACAAGAUGCCGAUGAACACAAAGGAACAAGGCCGACGGCCAAGUUUCCAAAAAGAAUUAUGGUAUGGCUUGCUGCAUCAAAGAAUGAUCUUUCACUUCCAAUUAUUUUUGAGCCCAGUGAAACAUUAACACAGGAAAAUUAUAUUGAAAUUGUUCUGCCACAUGCACAAGCUGAAGGUCAACGACUCUUAUGUGGUGAUUUUAUCUAUCAACAAGAUAAUGCAACCCCACUCAAGCACAAAGAUUCAAUAGCAUGGAUUAAGAAGAACUUUCCUAGAUUCAUUGAUGAAAAAAAAAUGACUCCCCAAUAG
This is a messenger RNA of Rotaria sp. Silwood2, 819 nucleotides long. NCBI's taxonomy places the organism in Eukaryota, Metazoa, Rotifera, Eurotatoria, Philodinida, Philodinidae. The record is from the annotation of a GenBank genome assembly.